AUGCAAGCCGAACUCUCCUCCUCUAUGACCAAACCGCACCUCCCCCAGCCGUCGCUGCAGUCCCUCAGUCCAUGUGGGCGCCGGCGCGGCACGGAGCAGCGCCCUGUCACCAAGGCGGAGCUGCAGCAGCUCCGGGUGCGGGAGGCGGUGGACUCUAUGGUGAAGAGUCUGGAGAGAGAGAAUAUCCGGAAGAUGCAGGGUCUCAUGUUCCGGUGCAGCGCCGGCUGUAGUGAGGACAGCCAGGCGUCCAUGCAGCAAGUGCACCAGUGCAUUGAGCGCUGCCAUGCCCCUCUGGGUCAAGCCCAGGCCCUGGUGACCAGCGAGUUGGAGAAGUUCCAGGACCGCCUGGCCCGGUGCACUAUGCAUUGCAACGACAAAGCCAAAGAUUCAAUUGAUGCGGGGAGUAAAGAGCUUCAGGUGAAGCGGCAGCUGGAGAGUUGCGUGACCACGUGUGUAGAUGACCACAUGAACCUCAUCCCAACCAUGACCAAGAAGAUGAAGGAGUCUCUUUCAUCCAUUGGGAAAUAG
Molecule: messenger RNA, 528 nt
Organism: Globicephala melas (long-finned pilot whale)
Lineage: Eukaryota; Metazoa; Chordata; Mammalia; Artiodactyla; Delphinidae
Source: RefSeq, a predicted model, not a curated record